Astyanax mexicanus (Mexican tetra) is the source of this 496-nucleotide messenger RNA. RefSeq names its product ribosomal protein L35a (gene rpl35a). Gene Ontology annotation, biological process: cytoplasmic translation; ribosomal large subunit biogenesis. The coding region runs from base 113 to 445 and encodes 110 amino acids. NCBI's taxonomy places the organism in Eukaryota, Metazoa, Chordata, Actinopteri, Characiformes, Acestrorhamphidae. The transcript has 5 exons. Gene Ontology annotation, cellular component: ribosome; cytosolic large ribosomal subunit. Gene Ontology annotation, molecular function: structural constituent of ribosome. The record is from RefSeq and is a predicted model, not a curated record.
UUGGGGCGCCGCUGGGUGAUUUUGCUGCCGGCGCGCCGCUGGACCGUCCUUUUCCUCCAUCUUUGUUAUCGUAUCAGGCAGGUUUCAGAGCCUGGGCGAGAAAUAAGUCACAAUGCCUGGAAGGUUGUGGUGCAAAGCUAUCUUCGCUGGAUACAAGCGCGGUCUGAGGAACCAGCGUGAGCACACUGCUCUGCUGAAGGUUGAGGGAGUCUACACUCGACAGGAGGUCGACUUCUACCUGGGCAAGCGCUGCGCCUAUGUCUACAAGGCAAAGAAGAACACCGUGACUCCUGGUGGCAAACCCAACAAGACCCGUGUGAUCUGGGGUAAAGUCACGCGUGCUCAUGGUAACAGUGGCAUGGUGCGUGCCAAGUUCAGCAGCAACCUGCCCGCAAAGGCUAUUGGGCACAGAAUAAGAGUGAUGAUGUACCCAUCCCGCGUCUAAUGUGCGUUUUGUACAUACAAUAAAAAUAAAAAAAUACGUGUGUUCACGGUA